CGCUGAUAAGACCUUAUUCUAAUCACACGUCAACGGGCCCAUUGAUAGCGAGCGAGCGAGCCGACCUGUCAUUCGCGGUCCGGCCUCCGAUUGGUGCCUCGUUCUCGCGUUCUCCAAAAAUGAAUCCCCCGAUUAAUCCAACGCGUAUAGCGUGAUCUCUUUGGUGUUUUUUUUUGUUUUUUUUUUUUGCGACAAAUUGUUUAUUAUAAAUAUAUAUUAUUGCGUUCUCGUAUCAUAUAUAUUGUGGACGUUGAUAAACAGGUGUUGCGAUGUCCGAGUUAUGUUACGUUGCUACGCGUGAAAUGUCGAAUUUACUUAGGCGAUACCAAGGAAAUUUUACGAUUCAAUAUCAAUUCAAUAUCGAGUCUUAUCAGGUUUUAUCUGCGAAUAAUCAAUCUCUCAUCAGAGAUCUUUCUUAAGAUGCAAAAAUGUUACGAAAACAUUGUAGCUUUCUCUUUAAAACGAUCUGUUGCGCAGCGAUUUAAUAAAACUCAUGAUAACAACAGAUAUAUAUAUGUAUUAUUAAGCGAAAUAAUGUAUGAAAUAAUUGCAAAUAAUUAGUACAAUUAAAUACAAUCGGUGUGUUUGACAUUCUGGCGACUGUAAUCAGCAUCAGCAAGCAAUCAGCUGAUCGACCUGCACGAAAAGGAAGUCAAUCUUUCAAGUACUUAAUACAGAAUCUAAUCAAUUGAAAGCGGAUCGACAUUGAAUGUGUGCCACGUGCAUGACAAUAUUUUUCCGUAAGAAAUGUGUCGUGCCUGAAAUUGUGUUUAAAAUUUCAAAUCAAUUUUGCAAAACACGAGUGCCGAUUACAUGGAGAACACGAACUGUUCUACGUCUGAAUCGAAUGCCUAUCGAAGAAAUUUCAUGAAAACUGGACGCUAAAAGAUAAGAAAGACAUCAAGCAUACCGUUUAAUGAGAGCGACUUUGGAUUUCAAAUAAGAGAGAAUGGGAGGAAGACGUAGCCGAAGGAAACGAGUGGCAACAGCGACAGCAUCCGAUUGUACUGUCGUUCUUCAGGAUCAAUCGAUGUAAAACAAAUGUCAAAAACCAUCCUAUUAAAAGGAACCAAAGACGGAGGAAGGUGACAGCGGAAGAGAAUAAGAGCAGUUCGCAGGUGAUUUCGUGCAUCCGCAACAGUGACCCCUGAUCACUCUCUUGUAGAAAAAAAAAAAUACGUCGCUCGCGUUGCUCGCGAUAGACCUGGGAUAGAUCAGGAGAAGUGGAUCGGAGGAGACGAUCCGUGAUCAAGGAGAAAAGAAGCGGAACCGAGUGAAAGAGAAGGAGAAGAAGUCGAGACAAGAGCGAGCUGCCGAGAGUAGGAAGAAGAGAAAGAAGAGCACAAGACAGAGACAAAGCUAAGUCUUUGAACGCAGACGAGAGAAGAGGAAGAAGAAGAGAUUCUCUAUCCAGAGCAGCUCGUAAGAGGGGAUAGAAAAAGCUGCGGCGCGUGGUAGUGGUGGUGACGAUGAUGCUGAUGCCGAUGCGGUAGCGAACGCACCGUAUCCAGAACUGUCGCGUGCUCCGUGGAAUGGAACGGAAGCGCGACAGCCAGCGAGCUGACAAUAUUAAGCGGAACGCGACGACGAUCUUAACGAAACGACGAUAGCGAGACAUAACGACGAAGCUACUAACUAACCGGCCGGCUCCUUCAGCCGGUGAGCGCGGGAUGGGAUGCUGCUGGUACGACGGGCACGUGUGAGUAGAGCCAGCCGAGUCGUGCGUCCCGCUGGUAGUAUAGUGUUGGUGGUUUCACUCUCGGCUGCUGCCUCCACCGCCGCCGCCGCCGGAUUGCCGCCGCCGCCGCCGCCGCGCCGGUUCGGUCUCUCUACGAGAGCGAACCGAGGAGCGUGCCUGAACGCCGGGGAAGAGAACCGCGGCACUCGUUCAGUAGUUUCUCGGACGCCGCACCGGCAUCAUCCGACCCUGCGAGAUAACCCCGCGCGCGCGCGCGGUCGCGACCCCCCGGUGACAAUUGCGACGCGUGGUCCGGCGGCCCGGUCAUUCUCUUCUUUCCGAAGACUGAACGAAAUCGAUGCUAAACGAUCGCGACAAUUUUAUUGUCUCUUUAAGGGCGCUCGUGUCAGACCACGUGAUCGGUUUCGAUUUUCAACCCCCUCGGUUAGGUUCCUGUGAGUUGGUGCAAGUUCGUGACAGGAGUGAGAUGUCGAUUCAGGAAGGUGGAGAGUUCACGUUCCUUCGGCGAAUAGUGAUAACUAAUCGUGAACAAGUGUUAGCGGUGCGUUACGUGGGGAUCUGUUAGCGAUAUUUUGCGAGAGAGGAUUGUUUCGUGCGUGAUUGCGACUUUGGAAAAAAAAAAAAAAAAAAACAGAUGAUCGGUGAGACAAAUUGGCGGAAAGGACCCGGUUGAGAAAAAAAAAAGAAAAAGAAAAAGAAAGAGUUAAGAAACCCGUUAAGGCGAGGUAACGCGUGUCGGUUCUCGCCAAUUGAUAGCAACGUGGAGAGAGAAAAAGAGGGUCGAAAGUAACCGGUAACGUCAACCUGCAUACCGCGACAAAACCGUUUAAAAGAGGAUCGACCACACCGAUCAUCGUCCUCGAGGACCGAUCGGAUCGAUACAACCACCAGGAUCAUUCGCAGUGCAUGGAGUAUCCUCGGACGAAGGAAGAAAAAAAAUACACAAUCGUAAUAAACUCGCGAGAUAGAAUCUGUCGAUCUGAUGUCACUCCGCGAUUCGUUGAUUCCGUCGUUUCUCGUCUGCAUCCGGAUAGUCCGGCGAUCAGCUGGAUCACCAGUUAGAACUGUCACGUUACUAAAGCGCGAUCGGCGAGAACCGCAAUAAUGCAAGAGUGUCGAAAACGCGACGAAGGCGCAUGGACGGUCCGCGUCUUUCCGAGGCACCGUCUUCAGUGGACGGAAGCGACCGGAAAUCGGCUGUGAUGCCAGCUGGCAGCGCGCGCGGCCUUCAUCGAUACCGUUGCAUUGACGAUAACCAGGAAAGUGACAACGAGGAAAGUGACGACGAUCUUGGAAGAAAACGACGGAGAAGAGCGAGAGGAGGGAAACUCGCGGAGAGAGAUCGCGCGACAAAGAUCGGCGGAUAAAUCCUACGGGAAACGAAUACAACGCGACUAAGAAGGAGGAGAGCAAGGAAACGAGUGUCAGAUGAGACCGUCAUGCCCGCUGAGAUCAACAGGGGCGGGCAUUGGGUGCUGCACUGUGAUUCCCGUGCCGAUCGCCCGACUGCGACGCCGAUUCACGUAACGAUUUUCGCGAAAUUGCCGAGGUUCGAUAAGAACCGGGGACCGAGGAGCCAAGAGUCGAGAGGAGGAAGAGUCCUGAAAGAUUGGCGACGAAAAAUCGAAAUUCAAGUGAAAGCACCCUCCGAUUCAUCCGCGAGGGUUCCGAAAAUCGGUGACAAGGAGGACAGGAUCCUAGGAUCGGCAACGGAUCGGAACUCAUCAACGCAGCCGCCGCGUCGAAGACGAAGAGAGGACAGAUCGGUCUGUUUCGCGUCCAGGAAAUCCGAGGAAAUCGAGGAUGCCCGCGAACGGCUUCCGAUCGCGUGGAACUCACAGGAGAGCGAGGAGAAAGAGCGAGUGGAAUCGCGGCUACGCGACGACGAGACGGAACAGUCUUGUCUCGCGAUAGCGGACUCGAUCGCGAGGCGUCGAAGUCUCCAAGAUCGAUCCCAGACGAGGCGCGAUAGCAGUAAUCUCGACACAUCCCGGACCACUUUCGAUUAUCCAGGAAGGACCAGGAUAACGGAAGAUCGUUCUCUUCUUCUCUCUAGUCACCGCUCGCGUACUCGCUUUUCGACGGAGCGAUCCCUGAAGGACAAUUUGCAGAAGGAUGUCGAGAGAUCUCUCGACGAGGAAUUGGACAACCGCGAUUCGAGACGACGCGUUGAUGACGAUGAUGAUGAUGAAGGAGUCCGCUCGGUGAAGGAGCGGACCGGAAGGAUCGGCCAGGACAGGAGGAGAAUCGGAAACGGGCGAGUCCGCUCGUUCCUUCAACUGGUCCUCCUUCUCUUCCUCGUCGCCUUCGGGCAACGCGGACUCGGUUCGUCGAGUGUGAUUAAGUUGAGUGCAAGACCGACCGCGAGUAUUCUCGGGAUCGGCGCGAUUAUCGGUGCAGUGAGUGCAGGAUCCAUCGACCUGGCCGGCGACGCGAGCACCCGAGCCGAAAGAUCGGCCAAUCUCUCGCACAUCACCGGAGCCUCGCGAAAGAUACAGAUGUACAUCAAGAAUCGUCAUCUACAAAUCCUACCGGACGGCACGGUGAACGGCUCCAAUGACGAUACCUCCGAUUACACGAUUUUUCAAAGGACAUCGGUAUCGAGAGGCCAAUUAAGGAUUCAAGGCGUAGCGACCUGCCUUUAUCUCUGUAUGGAUUCCUGCGGUCUACUUUAUGGUUCGCGCGAGUAUACGGAGGACUGCGUCUUUAACGAGACCUUGGAGCAGCAUAACUACAACACGUACAGCUCGAUACGCUGGUCGACGGCGAAGAGGACCAUGUACCUCGGCCUGAAUCGGUUCGGCCAGCCGAGGAAGGUACUAGCCAAGGGUCACAACCUGGGCAGAUUGUCUGGUUACGCCCGGGUGUUGACGCAGAUGGCUCCGUUCGAUCGGGUGGAGGCUCUUCAUAGGCGGAUGUUGGGUGCUGCGCACAAUGUGCGACAUCGGCAUCACGAGCGAGGUCAUCAUCGGGUGCAUCCCGGCGACGUGGCGCAGCAAUCCAUCUGUCCAACCAUGCCGGAGCAGGAAAAAGACGGCAGAGACAGGUUCAGGUGUCGCAAACGAAAGAAGAGGAAGAAGCGAAGGCGACGGUGCAGACCGGGCGAGCAACCUGGUCCCCAGUGCCGAGUCGCCGAAGGGUCGGACGUCGACGCGUCUUCGGAGGCCGGCAACGUCAGCCUAGAGUCGAAGAGAUCCUGCGAGGGAGCAGCCAGCGAGGAGGCCUGCAGACGUCAGGCUCUUUCGGUGCCGGCGAAGAAGCGGAAGUCGCGGAUAGACGACGACGACGACGGUGGGAAUCUCACGCUCAACAACGGUAAGAACAACAAAGCGAAAAAGCCAAACGUCAACGUCGCCGAUAGUCAAAGUAAAAAGCCUGAUUUGACGGACGGGAAAAAGACGAAGAGGAAGGGUCCGUCUUCGCAGAAGCAGUACGAGUCUGCCACGGUCAGGGUCUCUUCGCCGCGAAUGGCGCCUAUCAGCGAGGUUUUGACAGCCACAUCGUCCUCGUCGCAGUCUCCUCCUGGUGCGUCAACCGUUCUCUCCUUCGCCCGAAGGCCGAGUUCGCCGCCAUCUGGUCGUAGGAAACCGCCGUCGUCUUCGAGGAAUUCGCGUAGGAAGGGAAAGUCGUUCUCGAAUUCGCCGGCUCGAUCGAAAUCGACGCCGACGAUGAGCGAGAUAGAUCUACCGUCAGCCACCAAAGUUCCUGAAACCACGAGCGCGUGGAGUGCCACAUCUAUUCCUCAGCUUCCUCAAUCCUCGCCAGUUCCUGCCUCUUCGUCCUCGCUCUGGCGCGACUCCUCGGCCGAGGACUCUACAAAUUCCUUGUCGAAUUUCUUGCUCGUUGAAUCGACCGAAAUGGUAGAGUCCACUGCUGAAGUGUCCACGCUUAGGCUGGACGAAAAGGACGACAGAGACAAUGAUUCUAAUACGACCGGGACGAGAUCGACUACGAGAUUUCCUAUAGAGCGACUGGCGAUGUGACGCCGUUCUCGUUUCUCGAGUGAUAGGAGAAUGAUAUUUGUAUGCAAAUGUCAUUGUAAAAACUUAAGUGUACAUAGAAAUCACUCUAUACGUUCUACAACUCCACAUUCAUGUACGACACGUGCACGCAUGAUAUACGUUGUACCGAAGUUUAAAUACUCGCGAUAUAAAAGGAUCGAUGUGGUUACGAUUUCGACCGGUGAGAUCAAAUUAUCACGGCGAAAUUUAAAAUAAUAAUUGAGAAAUAGUAAAGUUUACAUUCUAAAUCAAAUUUCGAAAUUUGUUAUUUCAAGUAUCUUUUCUAUUGAUUAAAAUUUCUAUGGCCUAAUUGUUGACGAAAAAUUCGAUUUUUAUCGUUUAUGUAUCUUUUUACGCAACAUUAUUAACGACACGAAAAAAGAUUUCUGAAAUUUCAUUUUAAUAUACAAAAUAGAAUUAUAAAAAACCUGAAUUGGUUUAUUUCAUUCUUUCUUAAUUCCAGUU
Molecule: messenger RNA, 6165 nt
Organism: Nylanderia fulva
Lineage: Eukaryota; Metazoa; Arthropoda; Insecta; Hymenoptera; Formicidae
Molecular function (GO): growth factor activity
Source: RefSeq, a predicted model, not a curated record